AUGUUCAAAUACGCCGUUGUUAUCUUUGCUGUCAUUGCCUGCGCUGCUGCCAAACCCGGUUUCUUAAGUGCUCCUUUGGCUUAUGCUGCUCCUGCAGCUGUAGUUGCUGCCCCCGCCGGUGUUGUUACAGCCACCAGUAGCCAAUUUGUGGCCCGCAACCAUAAUGGUAUCGCUACUGCUCCCGUUGUAGCUCCAGUAGCUGCCCCAGUUGCCGCCUAUACCGCCCCCAUUGCUGCUGCUUAUACCGCUCCCAUUGUAGCCAAAUACGCUGCUGCCUACUCUACCCCCUUGGCUUACUCUGCACCUGUUGUAGCUAAAUAUGCCGCUGCUUACUCUGCUCCCUUGGCUUACUCUGCUCCUUUGACUUAUGCUGCCACUCCCUUGGCUUAUGCUAAUGCUCAUUUGGAUGCCGCUUAUGCCAGCAGCCGUGUUGACCUUAAGCAAAACUACAAUGCUGCCGUAGUUCCUGCGACUUAUGCUGCCGCCCCUGUUUUGUUUCUAACUAAACAAAAUGUUCAAAUACGUAAGUUUAUUUUAUUCCUUAGAAAAAGUAGCAAAAUCUAAUCAAAUUUUAAAUAUUUCAUUUAGGCCGUUGUUAUCUUUGCUGUCAUUGCCUGUGCUGCUGCCAAACCCGGUUUCUUAGGUGCUCCUUUGGCUUACACCGCUCCCGCCGCCGUUGUUGCUGCCCCCGCUGGUGUUGUUACUGCCACCAGUAGCCAAUUUGUUGCCCGCAACCACAAUGGUAUUGCCACCGCCCCUAUUGUAGCUCCAGUAGCUGCCCCAGUUGCCUCCUACACUGCCCCCAUUGCUGCUGCUUAUACCGCUCCCGUUGUAGCCAAAUACGCUGCUGCUUACUCUACCCCAUUGGCUUACUCUGCCCCUGUUGUAGCUAAAUAUGCCGCUGCUUACACUCAUCCCUUGGCUUACUCCGCUCCUUUGACUUAUGCUGCCACUCCCUUGGCUUAUGCUAAUGCUCAUUUGGAUGCCGCUUAUGCCAGCAGCCGUGUUGACCUCAAGCAAAACUACAAUGCUGCCGUAGUUCCUGCCACUUAUGCUGCCGCCGUAGCUCCUCUUAAAUACACUGCUGCCCCAGUUUUGUUGUAAACUUAGAUUUUCUUAAUGAUCUUGACAAAUAAAAUAAAUAAUCUGUGAUUUAACGAUUUAAACAAA
This is a messenger RNA of Calliphora vicina (urban bluebottle blowfly), 1170 nucleotides long. Its product is annotated as cuticle protein-like. The transcript has 3 exons. NCBI's taxonomy places the organism in Eukaryota, Metazoa, Arthropoda, Insecta, Diptera, Calliphoridae. The record is from RefSeq and is a predicted model, not a curated record.